AUGGUGGAGAAGGCCUUAUGUGACUUAGGGGCCAGUAUCAAUUUGAUGUCUCUAACAAUGAUGAGAAGAAUGAAGAUUGAGGAAGCCAAACCAACAAGAAUGGCCCUCCAAUUGGCAGAUCGAACUUUUAAAUUCCCUCAUGGGAUAGUUGAAGAUUUGUUGGUAAAAGUGGGAGAUUUCAUAUUCCCUGCCGAUUUUGUGGUAUUAGAUAUGGAGGAAGAAGCCGAAGCUUCAAUAAUUCUGGGAAGACCCUUCCUGGCUACUGCUGGAGCCAUCAUAGAUGUACAAAAGGGUGAACUCACUCUUAGACUACAUGAUGAGAAAUUGGUGUUUAACGUAUUCAAAGCAAUGAGCUAUCCAUCAGAAUCACUAAAGGAAUGCAUGAGGGUGGAUGUAGUGGACAUUGCAAUACAAGAAACCUUUGAGGAAACAACAAAGGAAGUGGCAGAGGAGGAGUUCACCAAGGACAUAGAAGUUAGUGACAUCAAGGCUGCUGAAACAACCAUACCAAGCAUGCCAGAGAGAGUGAAAGAAGAGAAGGAAGCACCAAAACCUGAGCUCAAAGCAGUGCCCCCUAAUCUCAAGUAUGCAUACUUAGGUAGUGAUGAGAGUCAUCCUGUUAUCAUUAGCUCUACCCUGAGUCAAGAACAGGAAGAAGAAUUGAUCAAGGGAGCCUAUUUAAAGGCCUUAGUUCCUGCAUUUGAAACGGACUGGAUUGAAGGGGAAUCCAGCCCCUGA
Molecule: messenger RNA, 738 nt
Organism: Arachis ipaensis
Lineage: Eukaryota; Viridiplantae; Streptophyta; Magnoliopsida; Fabales; Fabaceae
Source: RefSeq, a predicted model, not a curated record